Messenger RNA from Phycomyces blakesleeanus NRRL 1555(-), 916 nucleotides. RefSeq lists its product as hypothetical. The transcript has 3 exons. NCBI's taxonomy places the organism in Eukaryota, Fungi, Mucoromycota, Mucoromycetes, Mucorales, Phycomycetaceae. Bases 46 to 336 code for a protein of 96 amino acids. Gene Ontology annotation, molecular function: protein tag activity; ubiquitin-like protein ligase binding. The record is from RefSeq and is a predicted model, not a curated record. Gene Ontology annotation, biological process: protein sumoylation. Gene Ontology annotation, cellular component: nucleus.
UCUUUCUCUCACACACGUACACACAUAAAUUAUAUCUACAUCAAAAUGGCAGACGCAGGAAAACCCGAGAAGAAGGAAGGAGCUGCUGUGAAUGAGCACAUUAACCUCAAGGUGGUUGGAAGUGAUAAGAGCGAAGUAUUCUUCAAGAUUAAGAGAGCCACUCCUUUGAAGAAAUUGAUGGACGCGUAUCUUGAUAGACAAGGAAAGGCCCCUGGCUCAGUAAGAUUCUUGUAUGAUGGCAGCCGUGUCCUCCCAGAGAACACACCUGAACAGCUUGAUAUGGAUGAUGGUGAUUGCAUUGAUGUUUGGGUUGAGCAGUUGGGUGGUUGUCUUUAAGUACAAUAGGAAGACCACUAUGUAUUUAUCACUCCCCAAACCAAACCAAAUCAAACCAAAAAGGAAUUAACUCUACAGACCUACACACUUAAACACACGUCCACACCCACAUCUACAAACAACAACAACAACAAGAAGAAGAAGUAGUAGUAGAAGAAGAAGAAGAAGAAGAAGAAGAGGCUCUCUCUGUCUAUCUGUCUGCCUGUCUUUUUUUUCAUUUUUCUCUUUCUAUCUAUCACAAAUUUAUAUAUAUUUAUAUUUAUAUUUAUAUUUAUAUUAUAUUUUAUAUAUUACAAUAUUGAAUACAAAGCGCUCGCACACACCACUCACUCACUCACUCACUCACUCACUACACACAUAUUUAUACAUUACACAAACAAUAUUCUACACCAUUUCACACCAUUUCACACUACACAUUUUCAAAUCAUGUUUAUGUUUCUCUUACUGAUUCUGUAUUUUCAUUAUCUUCAAGAGUAAAGAAAAAGAAAAAUUGAUACUAAAAUUCCGUAAUUAAAUAACUCACUUUCUAUAUAUAUAUUAUAUAUAGGUGUGUGUGUGUGUGCUUCCACUGACUUGCUUU